AUGGGUAGCUACACAUUUCAAUGGCUUUCUCCCGCGAACGAGGUGUUCGUUACUGGCACAUUCGAUGAUUGGGGUAAGACCGUGAAACUGGACCGGGUAGGCGACGUAUUCGCAAAGGAAGUCUCUCUUCCGAUCGGGGAGAGUGUCCAGUAUAAGUUUGUUGUUGACGGAAUUUGGACUACCGACAAACGUUUACGCGAAGUGAACGACGGUGCAGAUAAUCUUAACAACGUGCUAUUACCGGAAGAGAUCCAAACCCAAACCAAGACCCCGACCCAGACCGAACCUCAAACCCUUGACCAGAACCAAAACACCCCAACCACUGCCACUGCAGCUAUGUCUGGCGUGACCCCUGACUCCACUACCGCCAUGCUGGCAGCCAAUGUCCCUAAGGAGGAGCAGAAUGGACACCUCCCAGGCGCCUUCCCUGACACCCCGGGACAAGAGUCCGAUCAAGUUUUCUCUGUGAAUCCAAUCCCAGCCUCGGGUGGAUACGGGAACCCGGUCAAAUUGAACCCUGGCGAGAAGGUCCCCGAACCCAGCACGAUCCAUGGCAACACCGUUGACUCAACCGUGAAACUGGACAAGGAGUCCUAUGAAAAGAGUGACAGUGUGCCCCUCGGCAGUGCUGGAACUCAGAUUGACACGGCUGGUCCAAGUGCUUUCAACCUACCCCCAGUUUCCAAGAACAUCAUCCCUGAAUCCAGCCUGCCCAUGGGCGGGCCUGCUCAGCGUGCUGCAUCUACUGAACAAGAACAACUGCAAGCCGGAGGCCCCGCGCAACAAGCCGCUAUGGCUGACCCAGGCUACACUAUUCAAUCUGCGCACCCCUCCUCCACCACCGCUGCCUUGGCCGCCCAAGUUCCCUUGGAGAAGGAGAAGCAGACUGACCCCGCCAUUCAAUCCGCCCACCCCACUUCCACUACCGCUGCCUUAGCCGCAGAUGUUCCCUUGGAGAAGGAGAAGCAGACAAACGGCACCGCCCCGGUGAACGCCGUCCCCGAAGUGGUGAAGGAGUCUAUGAGUGAGGCGCACCGGGAUCCUGAGGCGGCAGCCAACAAGGAAGCCGUUGAAGAGAAGAAGGAGGUCGAACAAGAGCUUACCAAGAAGGUCGACUUGGAGGAGUCUGCUGGCACUCCUGCCCCCACCGAGACUGCUGCCACCACUGCCAAGGCCCCUGCCGCCACCAGUGCCGGUCUCACUGCUUCUCAUCUGACUGGCAGUGGAUUUGACUCCGCCGAUGUGUCCCCAACCUCGAGCCCACCCCCAGGCCACGCUGCACCUACUUCAGCCCCUCCUACCUCCGCGCCUGAGACCAAAGCUCAGACUCAACCUACUACGACCACCGGUGUGGAAACUACCCCGACCGCCCAAACCAGUACUCCUGCCAAGCAAACUGCUCCCGCUGCUGGUUCUCAGAGUAGCCACAAGGACGAGAAGAAGAAGCACCGCCUGAGCGGGUUCUUCAACAAACUCAAGGAGAAGCUGAAGUAA
Molecule: messenger RNA, 1494 nt
Organism: Penicillium longicatenatum
Lineage: Eukaryota; Fungi; Ascomycota; Eurotiomycetes; Eurotiales; Aspergillaceae
Product: carbohydrate-binding module family 48 protein
Exons: 3
Coding region: 1-1494 (497 amino acids)
Biological process (GO): signal transduction
Cellular component (GO): cytoplasm; nucleotide-activated protein kinase complex; nucleus
Molecular function (GO): protein kinase binding
Source: RefSeq, a predicted model, not a curated record